This is a messenger RNA of Micropterus dolomieu (smallmouth bass), 4805 nucleotides long. It is a transcript of the gene mrtfbb, whose product is annotated as myocardin related transcription factor Bb. The record is from RefSeq and is a predicted model, not a curated record. Lineage: Eukaryota; Metazoa; Chordata; Actinopteri; Centrarchiformes; Centrarchidae. Bases 996 to 3974 code for a protein of 992 amino acids. The transcript is spliced from 22 exons. Gene Ontology annotation, biological process: smooth muscle cell differentiation.
UGGUUUCACUUUCUCCAGAAUUGAAUCCCAACACGAAGAGUGAUUCAGGUCCAUUACUAUCGGUAGGAACCGGCCUACAAGAUGAAGGAAGUUAGCUUUUAUGUGGCGCAGUUGAUUAUUUGAGGAUCUGGUUACCCUUGGCAACGGAAAACUUCUCUGUGCAGCACCUGCAGCACGCGUGCUUCAACAAUGUUGCCUUCAGGUGCUGUCAGAAAUAUAACAUCUGACUUAAGCCGCAUAAAAACACACCAAGAAGUGUUUUAAAAAUGAACAGGCGAUUAGCAUAAAUACUCUCUGUAGUGACUGUCCAUGAAGGAGAGAGAGAAAAAGACAUGUUCGAGACUUAAAGUGAGAACAAUCCAGCUUCCCCAACAAGUGAAAUAAGAAAAACAUGCAGAGGACGGGGGAGAACUUCAACAACCCUGGGUAAUGUCUGCAGGUUGUUUGACGGCACUCCACUGGAUUAGCAGUGGAGAAGCAUCAACUGCUCCUGUGAAUCACAGAGAGUGAGCUGUGUUAUGUGAUUGGGCCUACUACACGUAUGCUGAUAGCUGACAUCCCUUCCAUGGCCAGGUCUGUUAAACACAGCUAAUGGCUUCAGUUAAGAGUGCAGGCAAAGAUUACGGCCAAAAUAGAGGUCAGGCAACAGAUGAGGAAAAGGGAGCACCGUCUCGAGCAUUUCAAGCACUGAUUUGCACCACUAUCCGUAAUAUACAGGGACUGUUAUAGCUGGAGUAUGGUCACACCUGCCACUAGAAAGCACAGCUGGAGAGGACAAGUGCAGGACAGAUCCAUGUGACAAAAAAAAAUCACCUUACCGUUGCCAUUUGCCGUAAUUACCCCACUUGCGGAGAGAGUAAGGGAGGGAGGCUGAGAGACCUUUUGUUGACUGGAGCUGACAAGGCAGCACCAAGUAAGCAGAACCACAGUUGUGGAUAAUCAAGAGUCGUGUUUCACUGAUGUCCAAGAGGGUCUUGCUCCUCCUGCACAGCUAGAUGAACUGUCCCUACAGCCCUGGCUGCCUCAAGGAUCGCAAGAGCCAGAGAGGAGGGACUGUUUGGAACUCUGAGAGCCAGCUGUUGUUCGCUCAGAGCUGGGUCUUUCUCUCCCCGACUCCCCCGUUCUCCACUGGCCUCAUCACUCCAUGGGACUCCAGACCUGGCCGCCAAGCAAUCCACCAGUGUCCACUAUGGCCUGCCUUGAUGUGGAGACCCCCUCCAUCUGCAGGGGUAACUUUAAAUCAGUCCUCCAGCUCUGUCUGCAGCAGAGGAGAACUCGGGAGCAGCUUGUGGAGCAAGGUAUCAUGCCGCAUUCGCAGCCUGGAGAGAGCCAGGGCUGGGAACUUCUUAAAGCACAAACUCUGCCGGAGACCAGAGCGCUCUGAGCUAGUUCGUAUGCACAUCCUGCAAGAGACCCAGGCUGAGCCCUCCCUGCAGGCCACACAGAUGAAGCUGAAGAGGGCCAGACUGGCUGAUGAUCUCAAUGAGAAGAUCGCCCAGCGGCCUGGACCCAUGGAGCUGGUGGAGAAGAACAUCCUGCCUGUUGACUCUGCUGAAGAGGUCCUCAAUGGCCCCACAGGUGGUAAGGCAAACUCCUCUAAGCCACCAGAUAUUUACAACUUUGAUGAGGACAGCAGUGAUGUUUUAUCAACACAACAGCCUGCCAGCCAACAAUCUCCCAGCUCCACCUCUGCCUCUCCAAGGGAGUCUGGAGGGACUGUGGCCACUUCUACUUCCUCUAACUUAAACUCUCCCAUACAGCACUUCCCACCGCCUAACUCACAGUCCACAUCAGAUUUUGUCAACCUUGUCUCCACCAAUGAGCAACAAAGCAACCAACCAGCAUCUACACCUCAACCAAUCACCACUGUUGCCCCCAGUAUCACACCAAGUCCAGUUCUUGUGAAGCAAAGCCUACCCAAGCUGCCUGCCGAUAAAAGCCGCAGCAAAAAGAGCAAAGAGCCCAAACCACGGGUGAAAAAGUUAAAGUACCAUCAGUACAUCCCCCCGGACCAGAAGCAGGAGCUCAAUGAAAUGCAGAUGGACUCUGCUUAUGCACGCCUCCUGCAGCAGCAGCAGGAGUUCCUGCAGCUCCAGAUCUUAAGCCAGCAACAGCAGCAGUUCAACUACCAGGCCGGGACGACUGCCACACUCAAACAAACAACUGAGGCACAAACCAGUUGUUCCAGUGUUAUUCUGAGUGGAAACCAAGCGUCCACCCCUAUGCAGCCCCGGUACACUCAGACAAACCGCAAGCCGGAUCAUUUACCAGCUAAUCUGGAUGAGAUGAAGGUUGCUGAGCUGAAAAUGGAACUAAAACUCAGGUCAUUACCUGUUUCUGGGACUAAGACGGAUCUGAUAGAGAGGCUAAAGAUGUAUCAAGAGAACUCUAACAUCCAGACUGCUGCUGCCAUUGAGACAACAGCCGUCACAGCAGUCUCACAGUCUGAAAACAUAAAGUUAACCCCGCCUGUGUCUCCUAUAGCCUCCAAGGUGAGCUGUCUGGGCAUAGAAGAUAGUAAUAUGGCAGACAGCCCCGCCAAGCUUUCAGCUGCUCUGUCUCCAACUGUCACUGCUCCCUGUAUGAACUCCCCACAGAGAGCUCCACAUGAGGAGUGUCCGACAGAGAUGAGGUCCUAUGAGAAAGACUCUGAGAAGGACAAACGUCUCCAUGAGAAGGAGCGUCAGAUUGAGGAGCUCAUGCGGAAGCUGGAGCGGGAGCAGAGGCUUGUGGAGGAGCUGAAGAUGCAGCUCGAGGUGGAGAAGAGGAGUCAGCAAGGAGAUUCUCCACCUCAGCUCAGCCCUCUUGCUCCCAUCCAGGUCAAAGAGGAAAACAGGACCCCGUCAAGCUGCUCGGCGUCCUGUAGUUCUCCUGGUCUGCCAGUGUUGGUCAAACAAGAGGUGGUGGCAGAUCAGAGCGACUUAGCUCCUGAAAAUCAGUUCAUCAGCCACCAGACUAAUAAGCAGCCUGAAAGCCUUCAUCCUAUCCAGACUGGAGCUCAGAUCCUCCUGCCUACGUCCCUUCCUGCCUCUGCAGUCGCUAUCCAGCUCCCUCCACACAGCAUCAAAUUACACACUACGGUUGCCAGAUCAGCCCCAGGCCUCAUCCAGACCUCUGGACAGGUGCCACUGAAAAUAGAGGUCUCAGCAGCAUUACAACAGCAAUGCAGCACUCAGACUCAGCCACUGACAAAGAUUUGGAGGAUGGAUAGUACAGCACAACACUUACACAACACAUUCCCAGCAAAUGGAUGUCCUGUGGGAGCCUCCACUAGCCAAGCGCGUCCUAAAGGACCCACAAAAAAGUCUCCCUGUACCAGCCAGCCAACUUUGAUCUUGCAGCAGACAAAAUUCAGAAACCACGUGUCAAAGUGUAAAGACCCACCUCGUUAUGAGGAUGCCGUUAAACAGACACGCAGCAUGCUAACAGCUGUUCAGGGUUCAACUGCAGCCAGCCAGCAGAUGGAUGACCUGUUUGAUGUCUUAAUUGAGAGUGGGGAGAUCUCCCCCUUCAUCAGACAGGACCCUCCCAGUUUAGACAAGCGUCUCCCUGUGACAGCCAGUGUAACCACCCUUCCCAUCAACACGGUUUUAUCCCGCCCUCCACCCGUGGUUCAAGUGGCCCAGUCACCUGCUGCGCCACUCAACCCCUCCACCAGGUUGGCAGCUCUGACUUCUGACACCCAGAUGGAAACCCUCCUGGAUGGCACACUGGGUGCUCACACUGAGCAACAAACCCUGAAGCUGAUAGAGGAGCUACACCCACCUAUGGCUACCAUGGAGGUGGACUUAAAUGAAAACACACCACCCUCUGCUUUGAACCUGCACAGUACGAACAUUGACAAUAUGGAUUGGCUGGACCUUACCCUGUCUGUGCCAGCAGAGGGUGUCAACCCUUUGGACAUAUCAACACCAGUGGGCGUCUUCUCUACUGACUUCCUGGACUCGCAUGAUCUGCACUUGAACUGGGACUGAGUGCUAUCAAGGUGAAUUCUUACACCUAUCAGGCCGUUUCAGAUAAAUUACUUUUUUAUGCAAGGGAGGAUGGCUUUUGUUUCCUUUGUGGAAAAUGAAAAGCUUUUGGAGGUUAAGGGCAGCUCUGUUUCGCUUUCUGACUUCUCAAUAAUAAUCUAAUUAUGCAGCGUCAGUUCAGCUGCUGCAUUGCUUCCUUGAGGUCUUUAAACCCUCUGAUUGUAUGGGGAGAGUGACAUAAAGUAGGACUCCUACUGGCAGAUUGAGCUGACAGUGGAAGUAGCUUUUAAAUUUCAAUCUUAAGUUAUGCCACUUAUUUGUAAUCAAUCUGUUCUCAUGUUAUUGAUUUCUAUUUGCCCUCUGGUCUUAAUGAAUGUACAGUGUUGUAUUGAUCGUGUAAAUAAAGGAAAAGAACAGGACAAUGUCCUGAUCCUGGUUAAAGAACUAAUGGACAAACACUGUGUAUUAUCACUAUCUAAACAGAUUGUAAAACACAACUGCAAACUGUUCUUUGUGUGUAAAUCGUGAAGCAUAAAUCAGAUGUUUGACUGAAUUGGGAGUGUGAACAUGUUAACACUAGAGUACUCUCAGCAUUGUUGUAUCUCUCAACCAGUUCUGACAAGAUUUCUAGCAGUGUGCAGAUCAGCCAAAUUGUCACUCUCCAGUGUGUACAGUGUAUCUGUACACUGUGUAGAACAUGCUGCACAUAUUUUUGAAAGCUUAAAAAGGAGAAUCCUCACUUACAGUUAUGACCAGCUAGUCACAAGAGUUAUCUGCAGUGCUCCGUCUAGACUGUAUCCAAAUUAAUAAUAAUAAAUUGUUCUUGGAACAUCA